Molecule: messenger RNA, 2113 nt
Organism: Anthonomus grandis grandis
Lineage: Eukaryota; Metazoa; Arthropoda; Insecta; Coleoptera; Curculionidae
Gene: Pat1
Product: amyloid protein-binding protein 2
Exons: 6
Coding region: 144-1949 (601 amino acids)
Biological process (GO): intracellular protein transport
Molecular function (GO): protein binding
Source: RefSeq, a predicted model, not a curated record
UUUUUUAUAUCAACAAACACAAUAUAAUAUAUAUCGCAAAACCUGUUCCUCAAUAAUAAAUCAUCACGAAAAUCUUAUGAUUAGUAUGAUGGUUGUCAGUUACAACUAGUCUUAACCAAUUUUGCCUUUUAAAUUUUACAAAAAUGGAAGUUAAAUCUGCCCCAACGCUUUACAACAUUUGCCUGAACGCCCUGGUGACAAAAUGUACGACCUCCAUGUGUUCAACGUGCAAGAACGAUUUUAGAUUGUUGCCUAAUACUGCUCUUUGUGACUUUUAUGAACGACUUUUUCAAGAGAGAAGGCUCUGCUUUCUUGCCAAAGAGUUUAGCAACUUAGACAUAUUCAACAGGCUACUGUAUGUUAAAGGCAAAAGGCAUUUUUUAAUUUGUUGCUAUCAAGCUCUCUUAAACCAUGAUGAAAACUUAUCAAAAAACCUCUUAAGCACCUUUCAAGCCUUAUCAUCUAACAGUAAUAAAACCAACAUUGAUCUUAUAGAUCUAGGACUUCAAAUUGGUAGUUUUAUGAAUGAUGGAGGGUGGUACCUUUACAGUAUUAAAUUUUUAAAUAUCACAGAACAAUUUAUUAAAGAGAAGAAUAUGGAUAAUGCACUGUUGCAGUUACUCGAGUGUUAUCGAUUGAAACUGAAUGCAGAGUCUUUGUAUUGUGAAUUUUCAAAGGCAGCACAAACAUUUAAUGAAGCACAAAAUAUCAUAAGGAAACUGGAGGAAAUUCAUUUAGUACCAUCACUUGCAGGUGUUUAUUGCACCUUUUCCACUUACCAUUUUGUUAGAAGUAACUUUGAUGAGUCAUAUGAGUGGGCUAUUAAGGGACUGAAGCUUCUACCUACAGGCCUUCCAAACAGAACCAUUUUAGAGGUGCUCAGACAAUCUUCUAAGGCCUGUGUGAUAAAACGUAAAUUCAUGCAGGCCGACCUCCUGAUAACCCAAGCCAAGAACUUGGGCGAGAUGCUGCAUAACCAAAAACGACUGCCAACAUUUUCCAACAUUUUAAUGGACUAUGGAUUCUUUUUGUUAAACUCUGAUGCCGUAAGCGAGAGCGUUUCAGUGUAUGAAGAGGCUCUGAAACAAAGAAUUGAGGUGUUUGAUAGCAAUAACAUUCAAAUCGCUUUGGCACAUGAAGACUUAGCUUAUUCCUUGUAUGUUAAUGAGUAUAGUUCAGGGAAUUUUUGGCAGGCCAAGGAAAACGCCGAAAAUUCUAUAAAAAUCAUGGAAAAAAUAUUGCCAAAGGACCACUUACUUUUAGCCUCAGUAAAACGAGUGCAAGCCCUGAUAUUGGAAGAAAUCGCUCUAGACGACCGGUCCCAAGCAGAGGCGCAACAAAAGCUCUUAACAAUAGCGGAGAAAUUGCACAUCAGUGCCUUGAGUUUAAGCCAAGAAUUCUUUGGGAUUACCCACGUUCAAACUGCCAAACAUUACGGGAAUUUGGGUCGUUUAUACCAAACUAUGAAACAAUUCGAGCGCGCAGAACAAAUGCACUUAAAAGCCAUCGAAAUCAAACAACAACUGUUGGGUCCUUACGAUUAUGAAGUGGGUUUAAGUAUCGGCCAUUUGGCAUCACUUUACAACUACCAUAUGAAGAAAUACAUUGAAGCAGAACGACUUUACUUGCGUUCGAUCGAAAUCAACAUACGUCUCUUCGGCCCAGCUUACUCCGGCCUGGAAUACGAUUAUCGUGGGCUUAUAAACGUUUAUAACCGAUUAGUGGAGCCGGAAAACGCCCUUUUUUACAAUCGCAAGUUCCGGGAAUGGAGGGAAUUGCGUUCGAAUAUCGGUCCGGUGGUACAUAACCGCACCCUAAUGGAACCAAAGGAGAUUUUAAAGAUUUUUUUUGAAAUCGAAGAGGAGCAACGCCAAGUGGAAUUAUCCAGGGCCACUUUGGUCAACCAAUUCCGCCAAGCGAAGGAAAAUCAAAGAGAAAACGUUUUGUAAAAAAUGUGAAUUAUUUUCUAGUCAUUUUAGUGUGUAUGCGCAUGUGUGGUUAGUAUAGGGCGAAAACCGAUAUCGGGCUGUUGAUUAGUUUUUAGUUUUUAACAAGAAUAUUUUUUAUUUUUUAACAGAUGUAUACGUUAAUAAACAAACUUUUACCGAAAUAA